UCCUAGCCGCCGCCUCUCAACUAGUUUUCUGUUGGGUGGAUUUUCAAAAACCCCCAAUGCGCCAAACGCCAUAGCUCGCUCGAUAGUUGACAGAAUUGAGUGAUUUGACUUGCAAAAGAACGCUCUUGGUGUCAGCUACAACGUCGUAAAAUUUCGGACUGUUUCAUCGCUUGGAUUCUAACUGCCAUCUUUCCCCAUCUUUUGCCUCCUCACCUGCACCUGCUCAUCACCGCCUUACCACUGCUGCAGCCGUAGCAGCAGCAGCAGAAGCAGCAGCAGCACCAGAAGGAGCAGCAGACUCAGCAGCAGCAGCAGCAGCUGAAGGAGUAGCAGCAGCCGCAGCAGCAACAGCGGCAGCAGCAGCAGUGGCAGCAGCAGCAGCGGCAGCAGCAGCAACAGCAACAGCAGCAGCAGCAGAAGGAGCAGCAGCAGCAGCAGCAGCAGCAGCAGUAUCUACAGCCAUCCCCAUCCUCCCCUCCUCUUUGAGCCGCCGCGGGGAGGGGGUGGAGGUGGCGGUUGUGGGGGCAGCGGAGCCGGCGGCGGUGGUGGCGGGGUCGAGGGUGGCAGCAGUGGUGGUGGUGGAGGCAGUGGUGGCUCAUCUGGUAGCCGUGGUGGCCGCCCUGGCACUCUUCCCCCAUGUUCCUAUCUUCGCCGUUUUGGUCCCAGGGCGGCUCUCCUCCUCCUCCUCCUCUGUCGCUGACCCCAUAACUCCCCAGGAGCUGCAGCAGUUUCGCCGCUUCCAGCAACUGCAGCUGCUGCAGCAGCAGCAGCAGUGGGGCUCUGGUGGUGACAUUUACGACCCAGCUGUCCCUGACUCCCCUGCUCACUCUGCCUCAUCGCAUCAGCACCAGCAGCAGCAGCAGCAGCAGCAGCAGAAGGAGCAGCAGCAGCAGCAGCAACAGCAGCAGCAGCAGGUGCAGCAGCAGCAGAGGAUGGAGCAGCAGCAGCAGCAGCAGCAGCAGCAGCAGCAGCAGCAGCAGCAGCAGCAGGAGGUGCAGCAGCGGAUGGAGCAGCAGCAGCAGCAGCAGCAGCAACCGCAGGCAGUGCAGCAACAGCAGCCGCAGCAGGAGGUGCAGCAGCAGCACCAGCAGCAGCCACAGCAGCAGCAGCAGCAGCAGCAGCAGCAGCCACUGCAGCAACCUCAUCGGCAUCGCCGCACCACCUCUCCGACCUGGGUGAGCUCAAGCACUAUCUGGGCAUGACCAUCACCCGGGACCGCACAUCGCGCACCAUUACCCUCUCUCAGUCCUUCUACAUCGACCAAGUCUUGCAGCGGUUCGACAUGGCGCAGGCGAAGCCGGUUACCACUCCCCUGCAGACCGACCACCAGCUUGCCCCU
This is a messenger RNA of Closterium sp. NIES-67, 1339 nucleotides long. The record is from the annotation of a GenBank genome assembly. NCBI's taxonomy places the organism in Eukaryota, Viridiplantae, Streptophyta, Zygnematophyceae, Desmidiales, Closteriaceae.